This is a messenger RNA of Aphis gossypii (cotton aphid), 1014 nucleotides long. It is a transcript of the gene MBD-like, whose product is annotated as methyl-CpG-binding domain protein 2. The record is from RefSeq and is a predicted model, not a curated record. The transcript has 4 exons. The coding region runs from base 173 to 778 and encodes 201 amino acids. NCBI's taxonomy places the organism in Eukaryota, Metazoa, Arthropoda, Insecta, Hemiptera, Aphididae.
AAACAAAAUUAUUUUGUAAUUUGUAUUCAAAAUGCUCUAAAAUGCAAUAAAUCAUAAUAUUCGUGAUUUAUUUUUUCUUAUUACCUACUUUAAUCAUUUUCUUUUAAAUCUGGUAGUUUUCUAAAACGGGUGUUGAUAUUAUUGAUACCUACUGCAGACAAUAUCAUUCAUAAUGCCCCGGUUGAAGAAAAGAUCUUUGGAAACCAAAGCUAGGAUAUCGCGAAUGAAACGAGCCGAAAAGCGAAGAGAACAAAUUUUGAUUUUAAAAACACAAGCCGAAGAAAUGGAAAUUUUAUGUCGUGGUAUAAGAAGUGAAGGAGCUCUUGUACCACCUAUCAGACAAACAGCAUCAAUAUUUAAACAGCCAGUUACUGUUCAUAAGAACCAGGAAGGAAAAGUUAAAACAGACUUCAAACACGGAAGACAAGAAAAACCUAGACAAGUAUUUUGGGAGAAAAGACUUGAAGGUAUUCGAGCAUCAGAAAAAGAUGGUUAUGAAUUAGGUACCAGAUGGACUGGUCUAUUGCGACCUGCUGGUCCUCAUGUUAGUGACGAUACUCUAUUGCAGAGUGUAGCAACUGCUUUACAUGUAUGUGCUAUGCCAGUGACUGGACAACCUCCGAUGCGAUCUCAUUACGAUAAAGAAAUUGUGUAUCGGAUUCCAGAUCAACCACUUGUCCAGGAGGUGAGUGUAACCGUCGAAGACAUCAAAAGUCAAGAAGAACGUGUAAUAGCAGCCAGAAAACGACUUCAAGAAAUAAUGGUGAAAAUCAAAUAAAAUUUUAGUAUAUUUUUCUCACUUUUUUAAUUUUUAUCUUUUAUGACUUAAUUAAUAUUAAUAAUAAUAUGCAAAUAAAUUUAUAUUUUUUUUGAUUUCAUCCUAUUGUUUGUGUCUUAUUAAAAACUUUUUGACCUGUAACUACUUAACACGUUGACUGCCACAUAGCCACUGACAGUCAUUCAAUUGGCAUUUGUUAUAUGCCAAGCAUAUUUUUCAAUGUAUUCCAAAUUUUU